This is a messenger RNA of Lingula anatina, 6403 nucleotides long. Its product is annotated as protein WWC2. The record is from RefSeq and is a predicted model, not a curated record. Lineage: Eukaryota; Metazoa; Brachiopoda; Lingulata; Lingulida; Lingulidae. Gene Ontology annotation, molecular function: kinase binding; molecular adaptor activity. Gene Ontology annotation, biological process: regulation of DNA-templated transcription; negative regulation of organ growth; cell migration. Gene Ontology annotation, cellular component: cytoplasm.
GUUUCGUAUGCAAAUAAGCAUCAUAGUCGAGCAAGAUGGAGGAGGACCGAGUUGAGAUCUGAGUGGAAUUCUCCCAAAUUCUUGGCCACAAUAUGCCCAAGAAGCGCAAUGGAGAAAUUCCAAUCCCCUGUGGCUGGGAGGUUUGCAAAGAUUUCGAUGGAAAAUUAUUUUACAUCGACCAUAACACCAAACAAACAACGUGGAUAGAUCCGCGCGACAGAUACACCAAGCCCCAGACCUUUGCGGAUUGCGUAGGGGAUGAGCUGCCAUUUGGAUGGGAAGAAAGCUUUGAUCCUGUUAUUGGGGUCUUUUACACUGACCACAUAAACAAGACCAAUCAGAUUGAAGAUCCAAGACAGCAAUGGCGGCACCAACAAGAAGAAAUGCUGCAAGAAUAUCUGGUGACAGCCAACGAAGAUUUAGACGCCAAAAAGGAAAUCUUUCAGUUGAAACAGCAGAGGCUUCAACUAGCUCAAGAUGAAUUUGAAAACUUAAAUGAUGCCCUGGCCCACUGGAAGGCCUCCAGGACAAGCUUGAACUCCAACUCCAGUGUCGGCAGCACCAAGCAUGAUCCGGACCUACUGCGAGCAGAUGUGGCCUUGGCAAAAAACAGAGUGGCACGCCUUAAGCGUGAGCUUGAACAGAUACGAACAGAGAUGCAGUACAAGGAACAGGGUGUGGAAACCUUGCAGCAAAUCACAGAGAAGAUGGCAGGGGAGGAGGGUCCGUAUAACUACAACAUCUCCGAGGCCCAGGCCAUCAUGGAGGAGAUUACUAAGAUACAAAAGUCCCUGAAUUCUGGGGAACGGGAGAGACACGAGUUGAUGCAGUCUCUUGCACGUCUGAAGGAAGAUUUCUUACUGAGCAAACUGCAGAGUGAGUCCUCACCUUCAGUGUCCCUCCUUUCACUGCAAUAUGAGAGACCAAGCACUGCCUCACAGACUGAUGUUUCAGGGGAGUACUUGGACACCAAAAUGAGAUUAGCCGAGAUGACCAGACUGAGAUUUAGCUACGAUGAAGCCAGGAAAAGUGUGCAAAACCUCAAACAUAAGUUGGCCAGUGUGGAGGAACGCAUGAUUCCUGGCCAGACAGAAUCUGAUAAAGAUAGAUUAUUAUUGAUUCAAGAAAAAGAGCAGCUACUACGUGAACUGAGAGGGUUGAGCAAGAAGGGCCGCUCACAAGAAGAAAUACUUGAAGUGCGGCGCCAAGUACAACAAUUAGAACAUGACUUGGUCAUGGCGAUGGACACCUCUAGUCGGCAGAUAGCUGAGAGCGGCACCUUUGCACGUCUUUUCCGGAAAUCUCCUUUUGCAAAGUUCCGCCGCUCAGCCACAUCUUCUUCUCCUUCUUCAUCAUGUACCAAAGCAAGAUUAAAGCUUCAGGAAGAGAAAAAUAAAAUCAUAGACCAGCUAUCAGAGGCUACCCGUAUUACAACCUACUUAGAGUCCCAACUUAAAAGUAUAUCACUCAGCACAUUGUCCAUGUCCUCAGGGUCAAGUCGAGGGUCAUUUGGUUCACUGGGGUCAUUAGGGUCACUGUCGGCGAGCAGCAAGGGGUCAUUAAGUUCUUUGAGUUUCACAGACAUUUACGGGGGCCAUUCCCCUUGCAACAGUGAGACAAACCUUCAGGAUUUACAUCGGAGGGUUGAGAAAUUACUACAGGGGCAUAGCAUUUCUCCCAUACAUGAGAUACAGGGUAUGACGUCUUCAGCUGAGGAUAUCAACAUUGGAGGGCCCCAGGGGUACAUCCCCAUACAAGGCAUGGCCACAGCAGAGUAUUUACCAAUGCAGGGAGUGGCGUCAUCUAACGAGGAGAUUAACAUGGCUGUACCACAUGGGUACACGCCAAAAUUAACAAUAGGGUCACAGCAAAAUGUCAGGCAGUCGCCAUCGGCUGAGUCGCCAUUGUCGUCAAUUCCGACGCCACCACCAGUGUCGUCUUUCGAUGUUGGACCUCCUCCGAGUUACGAGGAGCACAUGAGUAACAUGCAGAGGCAGAGGUUAAUUCCUUCCUCUAAGACUGGUUCUAAUAUUGACCAAUCAAACUUACUGAGCAUACAGCAGAAAUCUCAGCAGCAAGGAGGGGGGAGAUCUGGUAUGGGACCAGUCCCAUCGCUGCCUCUUUCUGGACUAGAGUCUGGGAGUGAGGCUGUGAGUGUUCCACCUCUCAGCCCCAUCAGUGAGUCCAGUUCCGGGGUGUGUAAUACGUGCAACCUGUCUGGCGGGAACACCAGGAGUGUGUCUGCGGCCGUCAGUGACGAGUCUGUCGCUGGAGACAGUGGGGUGUUUGAGGCAUCAAUUAAAAGACGUGGUGAAUUUGAUGAUGCUUUUGACCUUGGUCUGGAGUGUGCACAGGUCCAGAUUAGGCUUAAGUAUGAGGCAGUUGAGGGACAGCUCCAUAUAGGUUUGGAGAAGGCAAGGAACCUGGCAGCCAUAGCAGCAUUACCUGAGAAAAGUCAAAUAUGUUUAAAGGCAGCUCUUCUUCCUAACUUGACUGCUUCAUUUGCCACUCAGUUGUCAAAGGACAUCAACAGUCCAAAAUUCAAUGAAACUUUUAAAGUUGCAAUCUCGGAGAGCAAGCUAAGGGCCAAGACGCUGUCUGUUAGUGUGUGCAGUACGACUGAAAGGAAAGACGCGGAAGUCCUGGGCUGUGCCCAGGUGAGCUUGGCAGACUUUGACCCCAAACAGGUCACCACCAGGUGGUACAAUGUCCUCAGCUUCAGGUUUAUGCAUCAAGAGAGCAAGAGGAGCCCAUCCAAGAGCAGCAGCAGAUCCAGUGGAAAUACUGUGGCAGACAGGAACAGUGCAGACAGGGUAGCACAGCUGCUGGAGAAAUCCUCUGCAAAAUUACAGCAAGCAUCUAUGAAUGAUGAGUCUCAGCAGAGCAGUGACAGUGGGAAAGAUGGAAGGGUGCGUGCCUCUUCCUUGGAUGCCUCCCUGUUCAGGGGCCAGAUUUCUGCCGUCUCCACAAUGAAGGAGGAAAGCUCAGACGAGUCCACCAUCAUCUCCUCACAGACAUCCACCCUGACACGUAACCAGGGUCAGGAUGAUAUGGAUCAGAUGAAGUUUGAGAUCACACCAAUGUCAUCUGAUGACAGUGCCGAUGAAGAGGACACAGAAGAGGAGAAGAGGGACUCUUUUGUGAUCCCGGAUGACGUGGACAUCUUAGAAAACUACAGUGGUGCUGAGAUAACGGAAAGUGAGAGCCAAUUUGGGGAAGGAGAGGAGGAGGAAGAAGAGGAUGAUUUUGUGGAAGAUUAUGAUGCAGAUACAAUCAAAAUGGAGGAUAAAGAGACCAAUACGGAGGGCAAUUACAAACUGAAGAACCGCGUCGGGGAGAACAAGCGUCGCUCACAUGCAGAGACAAUGCGAUCCAGGAACAGCUGUAUACGCAGAUCGCAGACUUUCUCACCAGCUGGCGGCCAUGUUAAUGCCAAUUCCUACAUAUGCAAGCUCAACCGUAGUGACUCUGACAGCUCCAUGCCUCUGUAUAAGAGGGCACCUUUCCAACGCAACACCUUGGAGAGGAGAAGCCUUCGAUGGAAAAAAUUGCCUGGUGUGAACAGCUCUGCGGCAACCAAACUGAGGCCAUCACCAGAACGAGGCAGCAUGAGAACAUCAAUCGACCUUGAACUUGACCUCCAGGCCUCGAAGACAAAAUUUAUUCACCUACAGGAUGAGAUAAAUCGUCUUCGUGAUUUAAAGAAGGUGAUGGAAGAGGCAAAAGCUAGAGGUGAAAGUGAGCUGCCUAGCUGGUUUACAGACAGUGAACAGAUGCAGCAACUUUUACAGGAGGCAGACAACCUGUUGAACAGGCCCCAGGGUAGCUAUAUCUCCCGUCAGGACCAGAAGGCGGAGAGACUGAUGAGGAAGAUCACCAAAGAGGCUCACAAGUUACGAACACAGGAGGCUCCAGAUGUCUUGUCUUUCAAAGAAAAAAUGGCCUUCUUCACCACAGUGAACAUGAAAGUGCCAGCUAUCCCACCAGAAGACCUCGAUCUUAUUGGGAAGACACCCGCUGCAAAGUCCAUAAAAGAAGAUGAAAUGAAUAAAACUGCUGCAGCUAUUGCUGCUGUUGCCAUUGAAGAAGCCAAGCAGGGACUGAAGCAGGAAGUGAAAAACAAGUGAACAGAUGAAUGAUAUGUGACAGUAACAUCAAGUGAAUGAAUCGUAUCUAAUGUGACAGAAGCAGUGCCAGAACUCUACUUUUCUGCAGUCGAGAAGAAAAUGGAGUUUAUCAAUAAGGCAUAUGCAUUGUCUGUAAGCAGAUAUGUUACACUGAAACUGCCAAAGGAAACUGAGAUGCUGAGUGACCUCAUAACAGAUAAAUCAGUAUUGUCCUCUCAGCUUAAGGAACUGUAAGAACAUCCCAAAAGAGAGCGAAAAGUUGUGUUUCUCUCUGUAUACAACUAGACACAAGAUAGCAGUCAAAAUUGAGGAACAACAAAAUUCUGGAGACCAGAAUAACUGUAGAACAUGAAAGGAUUUACAGCAAAGAGGAUGGAAAAGGCAUUUAUGUCCCAUCAAAUAAACUCGACAAAACUGCUUUGAUUCAAGAGAGCUGUAUGUGGCUCAAGAGGCUGAAGUUGAGAAGUCGAUUUGCUCACAAGUGUUCACAGGGCUGCCGCCACCUUCAGACUUGUAUUCUUUUUGUUCAGUCCAAAAAGAGUUCAGAUUCUCUGCAAUACGAGUUUUAUACCAACUGAUAUUACAUGGGCACUGCCUGGGCACAUUCUCGGGUCUUCCUUAUUGAGGAAGGAGGUCCUUUUCACUACCAGCAGGUAGUUUGGAAUGAAGUGGACAGAGUGUGAAUGUUGUGUAGAUUUUAAUAGAUUUUGUAUUGAGGAUUGGUUUUAGAUAAGCUAGAACUAUGCAAACCCCCCUGUGUUCAAGUCCCAUUUUCUUACAAUAAAUGGGCAAAAAAUGUAGCCCUCAUUGUAACCUUGUGAGAUGCAUGUUGCCAUAACUGGUUUUAUAUGUGUAAGUGCAACAAAUUUUUGUAAUAUCAGAAUGUAUUGACUAUUUCCUAGCCUCAAAAUGUUUAACAUAGCUAAAUGUUUGGAUUGUAAGAUGUUUUGCAGGAUACAGUGAGUAAGAGCAAUUUAUAAAAAAUUAAUUCCAGUUUGGCACUCUUCGGAAUGUUACUGAUGCAUUAAGAGCAAUCUAAAAAAAAUUAAGGAGGUAGUGCCUUUAAAGAAACCCCCCUCAUGGAUUUGAUAAGUUUUUUAAUGGUAAUUAAGUAUAAGGGUCCUAUGAUAAAUGACCUGGGGUGGGUGAGUCAAAGUGUAGUUAAAGAUAAUUGUAGUUAAAAAUUUAUUACCUGUUUUAGAAUUGAUCACAGGCAUAAGACAUGUUUUACAGAUUUUAUUUAAUUAAUUUUGGGGGGUCAAGGUUUUCAUUGCCCUUUUGUUUUUAUUUAUUUAUUUUUAUCUUUGAAAGUUUACAGAAUUAGCUGGGUUAACAUAAAAAGACCUUUUAAAUUAAGUAAAAUAUUCAUUACAAAAGUGUUUUAAGGGUUGGUAGGGUGGCAUUAGGCUUAAUUAACAUACUGUUUGUCAAGUAACUAUUUAUAUGUGUACAAAAGAAAAAAAAUGAAAAAAAAAAACGAGAGCACUUCAUCGAAGUAGUAGCUGAAUAAUGAAAUAACAGUUUAGGGCAAGAACCCUAUCACAGCUUGUUAUGGUAUCCUAUGUGUGAUCAUGUCUACAAUUUUGAUUAUUAUUAUUAUUAUUAUUAUUACUUGUUAAAUAGUGUACAAAUGUUGUAAAGCUACUCCCUGUGUAUAUAUUUGUAUGUGAAUAUUCACAGUUGUCAUGGAAACCAACCUCUUCAUACGAAAGUGUUUCUUAUGAUCGACCCAACGGAACGUUCCUAUCACUCAAAGGUAUUAUUAUAUUAUUUGUUAAAUGUAAAUGUUUACAGGUGUCUUUUAAAUGAAAAAUAGCUUUUAAAAACUGUUAAAAAUUGUAAUGAGACACCUAAAUUAGUUUUAAUCCUUGUCAUAAUAUAUAUAAGUAUCGGCAGCCAGCCAUUCCCAUUUCAUCAUUUUUAUUCAUGUUUGAUUGAGGAGUGAAACGCAAAAAGGAUGAGUGGUGGUUGAAAUUUUGUUAGUGUCAUCGUUCUCUCAGUAAGUUCAAGAAUAUACUCAUGGACGGUUAGAUCCCCGCUAUUACAGCCUGUACCGCAAGUUGGGUAGCUGUAGACUUUGUGUAUAAUUUCCCGUCCUCAAUAUACACGCCACCAGUGCCGCUGCCUCGCCUUUUUGUCGCCCCCCUCCUUAACGUACGGCAUGGUUUGUGCAUACACCACUCCUUAUUACAUCUACUACGUGUACCUUCUGUAGAAGAUUGACAGAAUCGAACUGGAACAUUUAUAUUUUGCAUAAAAUAAAAACAUUGAAAAUA